Helobdella robusta is the source of this 426-nucleotide messenger RNA. RefSeq lists its product as hypothetical. The transcript is spliced from 3 exons. Gene Ontology annotation, cellular component: RNA N6-methyladenosine methyltransferase complex; nucleus. The record is from RefSeq and is a predicted model, not a curated record. The coding region runs from base 1 to 426 and encodes 141 amino acids. NCBI's taxonomy places the organism in Eukaryota, Metazoa, Annelida, Clitellata, Rhynchobdellida, Glossiphoniidae. Gene Ontology annotation, molecular function: mRNA binding.
AUGUAUGAUGUUGCUUGGCCAAGACACCAGCCAAUCGCGUUAAACUAUUGGAACUGGGAUGAAAUAGAGAAACUUGAAUUGGAACAUGUAGCAGCCUUGAGGUCGAUUAUUUGGUUGUGGUGUGGAGGCAGCAAUGGACUGGAAGCUAGCAGAAAAGACGGUAGUGAAGAAAAACCUGUUGAAAUUUUCCACAUCAUUGAACGUUUUUGUUUCGGUCGUCGUAGGCUGCACUUGUUUGGUAGAGAUACAUCAGUCAGACCAGGCUGGUUAACAAUAGGCCCCAAGCUAACCAGUACAAAUUACGACAGGGAAUCAUAUAAUGCAAACUUUGUGAAGAAUCCGGUAGUCACUCGACUGGUUGCACUGAAGAGAUAUCAAAGGUUACGCCCCAAGUCACCACCUCGCAAAAUUGGACAUCAAAUGUAG